AUGAAUACUGCAAUCUGCAGAGCAGGUCUCUAUGUCGACGAUCGCAUCGGUGUCCUCUGGAGUGGCGCUGAAGAUGAAAUCCUCAAGCAAUCAGUUGCCCACACCGUCGCCCGACUGUACGCUGCUGGGUACAGCCUGCGUGACGCUGCUCGCCAGGCGGUGGACCUAAUCUCGCGAGCGGGUGCACCUUGCGCGGUGGUGGCGGUAGACGCCUCUGGAAAGUCCGUUGUUGAGUCCAAUGCACGGCACUUUCCCAUCGCCCGGGGUUCGUCGUCCACAAGUCCCAAGAUACUAAUCCACCCAACCACGGUCCUGGUGCUUCCAACCCUCCAAUUCUUUGAAGAUAGUCAUAUGGUUAUUGGAAAUUCACGCUAUCCAUCGACUCGGGGACAUAUCGUGGCUGCUCUGAAGCUGGGCGCAAGCAACUUGUUCGCCCUGCCCCUGGAUGACUUCUUGCAUGUCAUGAAUGUCCUCCACGCCACUGCUGCAGUGCUUGGCGAGUACUACAAGGUCGAACGCUGCGCGCUGAUCACCGAGGGUGCGAAUAAGCUCUCCAUUUGGCCCCUGCAUGGGCUGAGCCGCGAUUGGAAACCGGUCACCAGCGAAGUGAAGGAGUUCCACAGGACCUUCCCUGGAUACGUGUCCUCGCAUGAUGGCCCCAUGAUGGCUUCGGCGCAUUUGGAUGAGAUCUGCCACAAGAUCCAAUCUGUAUCGGGACUGUCCCCACCCUUCGACAACCGCUUUGACGGUCCCGAUGACGAUGGGAAUCUCUUUGCUCGAAUUAUUCGUGGCCAGUUACCGCAAUGGCGGAUUUGGGAGGACGAGGACCAUGUCGCUUUUCUCACCCCGUUUGCUAAUGCGGAAGGAUUCACAGUCCUGGUGCCUCGGGCUCACCUCUCCAGCGACAUCUUCGCCAUCGAGCCCUUGUCCUACACCAAUUUGAUGAAGGCCGCGCACAAGGUAGCCGGUUUCCUGACGCAGGCCUUUGGCAUCCAGCAGUGUGGCAUGAUCUUUGAAGGGUUUGAAAUUGACUACGCCCAUGUGAAGCUCAUUCCCAUCCACGCCGCCUCUGAGACAAGCGAUGACCCCCUGGAAGCAGUCGAGCCUUUCCAUGAGACGUACCAGGGCUAUGUGAGCUCCCUCAGCGGGCCAAUCACCCAGGACCUUCCGGCUCUCGGUCGCGCAGCCCAGGCUCUGCGGCGCCUGAUGCCCACCGACAUUUCGAACGCCCUGUCGACCUCGACCAUCGUCCGAGCCCCAAAAGAACCUGAAUAUGGACAUUAG
Aspergillus terreus NIH2624 is the source of this 1284-nucleotide messenger RNA. RefSeq lists its product as uncharacterized. Gene Ontology annotation, molecular function: hydrolase activity. Bases 1 to 1284 code for a protein of 427 amino acids. Lineage: Eukaryota; Fungi; Ascomycota; Eurotiomycetes; Eurotiales; Aspergillaceae. The record is from RefSeq and is a predicted model, not a curated record. The transcript has 2 exons.